UGGUCAAACAAGGCACACAAUAGAACACCAUCUACCAGUCUUUCUAGCUCAUCAUCUCAUCUCAUAUGAAAUCAAUCAUUCUUUCCCAUUUCUAAGGAAAGAGCUUCACUGAAAUGGAGAUUCACAUUCCUCUCAUCUUCCUCUCCUUAUUUCUCUCUUCAGUCUCCUCCGAUCAAUCCUCCUUCAUAAUCCACGUCUCCAAGUCCCAGAAGCCACACAUCUACACUUCCCACCACCACUGGUACUCCUCCAUUCUCGCCUCCCACCCGAACUCCAAGCAUCUCUACACUUACACCCACGCCGUCACCGGAUUCUCCGCCGCGCUCACUCCCUCCCAGGCCGACAGUAUUCGCCGCCUGCCAGGUGUCAUUUCAGUACUCCCUGACCGCGUCCAGCAUCUCCACACCACUCAUACUCCCACCUUUCUCGGCCUCGCCGAUAAUUUCGGCCUCUGGCCUAACGCCGAGUACGCCGAUGACGUCAUCAUCGGAGUUCUCGACACCGGUAUCUGGCCGGAGCGUGACAGCUUCAGUGACGAAGGACUCACGCCGGUGCCGGCCAGCUGGAAAGGCGUCUGCGAGACGGCGGAUGAUUUUCCGGCCUCCGUUUGUAAUAACAAGAUCAUAGGAGCCAGGGCGUAUUAUAAAGGAUAUUUAACUAACUCUAAAUUGAUUCAGAGUAAUGAGAAGCUUUCUGUAAGAGACACCGAAGGUCAUGGAACUCAUACUGCCUCAACUGCUGCCGGAUCUGUUGUACACGACGCUGGUUUUUACGAGUACGCGAGAGGCGAGGCGAGAGGAAUGGCGAUUAAGGCCAGGAUUGCGGCUUAUAAGAUCUGUUGGACUAAUGGAUGUUAUGAUUCCGAUAUUUUAGCAGCUAUGGAUCAGGCAAUUGAAGAUGGAGUGCACAUCAUAUCAUUGUCUGUUGGAGCUACUGGCUAUGCUCCGGAGUAUGAUCGUGAUUCGAUUGCCAUAGGUGCGUUUGGUGCUGCUCAAAACGGUGUCGUUGUGUCGUGUUCUGCGGGUAAUUCAGGUCCUGGUCCGUACACGGCUGUGAAUAUUGCGCCGUGGAUAAUCACCGUCGGUGCUUCCACGAUUGACAGGGAGUUUCCGGCUGAUGUGGUGCUAGGAGACGGGAGGAUCUUCGGCGGAGUGUCGCUUUACUCUGGAGAUGGUCUUGGAGACGUGCAGAUUCCGUUGAUUUAUGGGGAUGAUUGUGGAGAUAGAUAUUGUUAUAGUGGAUAUUUGGAUCCUGAGAAAGUCAAGGGCAAAAUUGUGAUUUGUGACCGGGGAGGCAAUGCGAGGGUGGAGAAAGGAAGUGCUGUGAAAAUUGCUGGUGGAGUUGGAAUGAUUCAUGCGAAUACGGAAGAGAAUGGCGAAGAGCUUUUAGCGGAUUCGCAUUUGAUUCCGGCUACUAUGGUUGGUCAGGCUGCUGGAGCGAAGAUCAGAGCUUAUUCCAGAUCGGAUAAGAAUCCAACGGCUACCAUUACUUUUAAAGGAACGGUUAUUGGAAACUCACCUUCAGCACCGCGUGUGGCGGCGUUCUCCAGCCGUGGACCGAAUCAUUUGACCGCGGAGAUUCUUAAGCCGGAUGUGAUCGGACCUGGUGUUAACAUUUUGGCAGGUUGGACUGGGUACACUAGUCCAACUGAUUUGGAUAUUGAUCCAAGACGAGUAGCGUUUAAUAUUAUAUCUGGCACGUCGAUGUCGUGCCCUCAUGUGAGUGGAUUGGCUGCUUUGCUUCGCAAGGCCUACCCGAAGUGGAGUCCAGCUGCUAUCAAAUCGGCUCUGAUGACAACGGCUUAUAAUGUGGAUAAUACCGGUGCAAAUAUCACUGAUCUUGCCACUGGUGUGGAGUCAACUCCGUUUGUCCAUGGAGCAGGACACGUGGAGCCAAACAGAGCUCUUGAUCCGGGGUUGGUUUAUGAUAUUGAUGUUAGUCACUAUGUGGCGUUCUUGUGUUCUAUUGGAUAUACUCCGAAGAGGAUUGCAGUGUUUGUGGGUGAUGAUAAAGUGGAUUGCAGUGUGGAGAAUUUGGGUGGUAGUCCCGGGAACUUGAAUUACCCAUCUUUCGCGGUGGUGUUUGAUGAUGGUAAUGAAGUUAAGUACAAAAGAGUUGUGAAGAAUGUAGGAAGCAAUGUAAAUGCUGUUUAUGAGGUGAAGGUGAGUGCUCCUCCUGGCGUGGGAGUGAGUGUGGUACCGAGUAAGCUUGAGUUCAGUGCGACGACUGAAGCACUGUCGUAUGAGGUUACAUUCACCAGUACAGUCGCAGCAGCAGUUGGCAGUAAAGCAUUUGGUUCAAUUGUGUGGACAGAUGGUGUUCACCUUGUCAGGAGCCCAGUUGCGGUUUCCUGGAGCACAAACUCUGCAGCAUCGGUAGCUUCCAUGUAAUUGGUUUGAAUGAAGGUGUAAAUUAGCAUUAUAUUUCAAGUUUCGCAGCUGUGACAGAAUCUGCGGCUUAGUAGUUGGGAUUAAAGAUUAGUUGCCAGAACAAGGGAAAGUUAACAGAGGAGACUGGGCGCAUUUUAUGUUUCCUACGUUGAUCACAGUAUAAUUUUCCUCGAUCACACUCCAUUGCAACUGAUAAUAAAUGAAAAACAUUGUUAAAUUGUUUCAGAAA
Messenger RNA from Daucus carota subsp. sativus, 2619 nucleotides. RefSeq names its product subtilisin-like protease SBT1.4. NCBI's taxonomy places the organism in Eukaryota, Viridiplantae, Streptophyta, Magnoliopsida, Apiales, Apiaceae. Bases 114 to 2390 code for a protein of 758 amino acids. Gene Ontology annotation, molecular function: serine-type endopeptidase activity. Gene Ontology annotation, biological process: proteolysis. The transcript has a single exon. The record is from RefSeq and is a predicted model, not a curated record.